AUGGAAAGGCCUCACCCUGGGGGAACCGCCUUGUUGAUCACGGUAACCCCUACGCCAGGUGACAAUGAGGCCCUCAUUCCAGCUGACGUAUUUUUUGCAAAAAUUAUGGAAGAUACAGACACAUACAUAACUUGGCCAAACAAGCUUAAAAUUGGAGCAAAAUCAAAGAAAGAUCCACAUGUAAGGAUUGCUGGUCGUCCGGAAGAUGUCAAAGCUGCCAAAGAAAGAAUCGUAACCUUACUAGACACAAAGUGUAACAGAAUAACAAUGAAAAUGGACGUAAGCUAUACUGAUCAUUCCCAUAUUAUUGGAAAAGGAGGUUUAAGUAUUAAACGAGUCAUGGAAGAAACGCAAUGUCACGUUCACUUUCCAGAUUCCAAUCGUUCAAAUCCUACUGAAAAAAGCAAUCAAGUUUCAAUAUCUGGGGAUAUAAAUGGAGUAGAAAGUGCAAGAAGCAGAGUAAGGGAACUUAUACCUUUAAUUUUUGGAUUUGAAUUACCAAUUAUGACCCAAAACAUUGAUGCAACAUCUUUGUAUAUAGUAAAAAUUCAAGAACAAUACAAGAUACAAGUCAUGUUCAAAACUAGACCGAAACUUCAUGCAACUUUGGUACUGGUGAAAGGACUAGAAUGGGAAGUAGAUCAAGUAAAGCAAGCUACUACUUUGCUUAUGGAGUACAUGUGUGAAAAUCUGGCGAAUCAAAUCCCGGUUCAAAUGUCCAUGGAAAUCUCUCCACACCAUCACCAAGUCGUUCUCGGAAAAAACCAUUCUAACCUUAAAGCAAUAAUGCAAUAUACCAAUUGUCAGAUAAUGUUUCCUGAUGCACAAGACCCAAACAUUCCGAAUUUAAAAAAAAGUAACGUAAACAUAUCGGGAAAUAUCAACGAUGUAUACAAAGCUAGACAAUUGCUGAUGGGAAGUCUUCCGUUGAUAAUCAUCUUUGAUUUACCAGAAGAAAGUACAAUUUUGAGAACAAGACAGGACCAAAUAGCAGAUAUUCAAACCAAUUAUGAUGUGACAAUUACUAUCAGACAAAAAGCGAAGCAAAAUACUAGAGCUUGCGUGAUCAAAGGAGUCGAAAAAAAUGCAGGAAACAUUUACAAAGCGCGCAGCUAUAUUCUUGGAUUCGACGAACCCUGUACAACUGCUGGCAUUCCACCAUCUUACCACCUACCACUUCCAACGACACCUACCGGUCAAAAUGGUCCGCCAUUUGCUGGUCUCAUUAAACAACCUCAGUUUGUUUACGAUAUGUCUCAUCAAUCUAUGGGAAGUAGUGGGUAA
Messenger RNA from Diabrotica balteata, 1284 nucleotides. The record is from the annotation of a GenBank genome assembly. Lineage: Eukaryota; Metazoa; Arthropoda; Insecta; Coleoptera; Chrysomelidae.